Messenger RNA from Necator americanus (New World hookworm), 648 nucleotides. RefSeq lists its product as uncharacterized. Bases 1 to 648 code for a protein of 215 amino acids. The transcript has a single exon. The record is from RefSeq and is a predicted model, not a curated record. NCBI's taxonomy places the organism in Eukaryota, Metazoa, Nematoda, Chromadorea, Rhabditida, Ancylostomatidae. Gene Ontology annotation, molecular function: catalytic activity.
AUGGCGACCGGUGAGAGGCGAUCAAAUCUCAGGUUGCUCAGGACGUCAUUGAUUCUGGACCAAGGCGACACACGCACGACUCGCCAUGGAGACUGUCUCAGACUGUGUACUUACAACGCGAGAACAGUUUCCACAGACGCCGACCUGCAUGCCCUUCUCGGAGCUGCAGAGCGUAUCAAAUUUCACGUGAUUGCUCUGCAGGAGACCAAGUGCAGAAGGAGCGACGUACGACAGAUGAAUGACGGUACACUCGUCAUUCGUGGAGAGAAGGUUCCGUCGCGAAAUGUAGGCGGUGUUGGUUUCGUUGUGCACCCAUCUGUCGUCCAUCUCGUCGAUUCUCACGAGAUCCUGUCACCUCGUCUGGCCAUUCUUCGCCUCCGCCCUCUGCGCCAAAAACCCAUCAGUAUCAUCAACUGCUAUUCACCAACAUCAGCAGCUGAUGAUUCCGAAUUGGACGCGUUUUAUGAGGAGCUGGAGGAAGUAGUCUACAACGAGAAGUCCUUUUACAAAUUCGUUGUCGGAGACUUCAACGCAAAACUAGGAAAGGCCACAGAAGAGGAAUACAGGAUUGGAAGAUUCGGACUAGGGGGUCAUAGAGGUUUGCCGGGAAUACCGCCUGCCCCUUGUUCUAACCUUCGUCGACUAUGA